Protomyces lactucae-debilis is the source of this 240-nucleotide messenger RNA. RefSeq lists its product as uncharacterized. Gene Ontology annotation, cellular component: L-cysteine desulfurase complex; mitochondrion. The annotation marks the transcript as partial. The transcript has a single exon. The record is from RefSeq and is a predicted model, not a curated record. Lineage: Eukaryota; Fungi; Ascomycota; Taphrinomycetes; Taphrinales; Protomycetaceae. Gene Ontology annotation, biological process: iron-sulfur cluster assembly.
AUGUCCUCACAGUCGGCUCUAUCGCUCUACAGGCAGAUUUUACGCUCAGCGCAGCCUCUUCCGUACAAUUUUCGGAUGUACACAAAGCGUCGCGCUGGAGACGCCUUUCGCGAGGCGAGGCAGUUGCAAGAUGCUACUCAGAUUGCUACAGCCAAAGACCAUGCUUUAGAACAAUUGAAGAUGGUCAGGAGACAAGCGACGAUGCAUGCAAUGUUUCACACUGACCCGCUUGUCGUUGAG